Molecule: messenger RNA, 3098 nt
Organism: Oryzias melastigma (Indian medaka)
Lineage: Eukaryota; Metazoa; Chordata; Actinopteri; Beloniformes; Adrianichthyidae
Gene: poglut2
Product: protein O-glucosyltransferase 2
Exons: 13
Coding region: 235-1746 (503 amino acids)
Cellular component (GO): endomembrane system
Molecular function (GO): protein binding; glucosyltransferase activity
Source: RefSeq, a predicted model, not a curated record
AGCCAAUCAGAUCUGAGUUCAAUGAGAAGAGCUUCCGUCUUCACUAGACUGCUAUAAAUCAACAUCAGAACAUUUUAUAAACCAUUUUUGAAGACAGUUAAACCAUGAAUUUGUUUAUAUGAGAUACACUUACGUUUUAGAAAUACUAGUAUUUUUUUGUUUGACUCCAAAUGUUUCACGGACUCCAACCAGGUGAGCAGCACAGAAAGGUAAAGUAGAGUCCACGCUGCCGACAUGUCUCCGGGGCUGCUGCCUCUGUUCGGGGUGUGUUUCUGUCUGGGGGUGUUUGGACACCUCGGAACCAAGGCCGCUUCGGUUCUGGAUCCGGAUAAAACUUUGAUUUGGGGACCAGGACUGGAGGCGAACGUCGUCCUUCCAGCUCGGUUUUUCUACAUCCAGGCGGUGGACAGCUUUGGGACAAACCUAACAUCUUCGCCGGGGGAGAAAAGCUUUGAGGUGAAGAUCACGUCUGCGGUGGAGCAGUUCACCAGGAUCUGGGUUCAGGUUCUGGACCGUCGGGACGGGUCUUUCCUAGUUCGCUACCGGAUGUAUGCCACCUAUACAGACCUGCAAAUCCACAUUUUUCACAAAGGGGAGCAUGUUGGGAAGUCGCCGUAUACGCUCAAAGGUCCGGUUUAUCAUGAAGGCUGUGACUGUCCCCAGCCGAGCGGUUCUGUUUGGGAGGCCCACAUGCACUGUCCUCAGUCCUUCGCCCAGAUAGACCAGGAUCUGUCCCACUUCAGGAGCAUCGAUCCGGACCGCAAUGCUCAGGAGAUCCCACAGCGGUUCAGGCAGCGGCAAAGCCUGUGCCACUACACCGUCAAAGACAACAAGGUUUACAUCAAGACGUUUGGAGAACACGUUGGCUUCCGGAUCUUCAUGGACGCCGUUCUGCUGUCACUCACUCGGAAGGUGCGCCUCCCGGAUCUGGAGUUCUUCGUUAAUCUGGGGGACUGGCCUCUGGAGAAGAGGAAACCCACGGACCACAUCCAUCCCAUCUUCUCCUGGUGCGGCUCCAACAGCACCAGAGACAUCGUGAUGCCCACGUACGACCUGACGGAGUCCGUCCUGGAGACCAUGGGGAGAGUAAGCCUGGACAUGAUGUCUGUUCAGGGCAACACCGGGCCAGCGUGGGCCGAGAAGAACGCCACGGCCUUCUGGAGGGGGCGGGACAGCCGCCAGGAGCGGCUGGAGCUGGUGAAGCUCUCCAGAGCUCACCCUGACCUGAUCGACGCCGCCUUCACCAACUUCUUCUUCUUCAAGCAUGACGAGGGCCUGUACGGCCCGCUGGUCAAACACGUCUCCUUCUUUGACUUCUUUAAGUACAAGUAUCAGAUAAACAUCGACGGCACCGUGGCGGCGUACCGGCUGCCGUACCUGCUGGCCGGAGACAGCGCGGUCUUCAAGGUGGACUCCAGUUACUACGAGCAUUUCUACCAGCAGCUGCGAGCGUGGGAGCAUUACAUCCCGGUCAGAGCCGACCUGGGGGACCUGCUGGAGAAGAUCCGGUGGGCUCGGGACCACGACUCAGAGGCUCAGAAGAUUGCUCUGGCAGGACAGCAGUUUGCUCGCCGUCACCUCAUGGGAGACACCAUUUUCUGUUACUACUACAGACUUUUCACGGAGUAUUCCAAACUCCAGGUGAGCCGGCCAAAGGUGCGGGAGGGAAUGGAGCUGGUGGAGCAGCCGGAGGAUGAACUCUUUCCAUGUUCCUGUCACAGAGUCGGGGUAAAGGAUGAACUUUGAUUGCUGACAAACAACAUCUUCAUACUGUAUGCUGCCAAAAACAACUAACUUUAUGACGUUCAUGUAUAUUUAAUCUUUUUUAAUAAUAAAUAUAUUUUUUUCCAUUGUGUUUGACUUUUCUUCUUUUUUUUUCAACACAAUUUAAUACAAUAUCAAAACAUUUGUACACUUUUAAGUGAUGUUUAAACAUAGAAUUGUUGACUUUUUUAAAGAGUAAUCAGUGCUGACAUUUAAAUGGAUAUGUUUCUGGGGAAAAAAUAUCAUUUUUAUAAGAGUUAGAUGUGUUUUUGGACCUGAAAAGAUGACAUUCUUUUCAAAAAGUUAGUUUUCAAGUUAAAAUCCCAUUCCUUGAAUACAAACUAUAAUUUCAUGCCUGACAUUAGAAUGAAAAUGUUCUUUAUUGUAGUCUUGAAGUUAAAUUAUGUAAUCUGGACUUCUUAUCCUCAAAAAGUCACCUGGUUGAAUGUGAUCCUUCAAUUUAAAUUAUUUUUCCACCAACAAAAAACUUUUAGAACGUUUUUAACAAAUUUACAUAUAGAUCUUCUUCUUUAUUCUGCAGCAAAUAAUAAAAUAACUGAAUUAUGAUCACCAGGAUAAAAAAUAGAACCUACAAAUGUUUAUUUUUUAUAUUUUUAUGUUUUAACUUUCGUCGGUGAUGCAUCUUUCUCACAUCAGAGGCUGCAUGAGUAAAAGAUGUAAUGACUCGUUUUGAACGCCAGGUGUCGCACCGUCUAAUGUUAGUUUCAGUGACACGAGCUGGUGGCUCGGUUCGGUUGAGAUGGAGACAUUUUUUGAGAAUUACUUGAAAUCACAGUAGAAGUUUGCAGUAAAAUCCAUAUAUCUUGGAGGUAGGUCGAUGGGGGGCCGGGCGGCUGCAGCGCUGGCCAGCCAGCUGAGCCGGGAUGGAGGUGAUGCCCCGCGGGGGCUCAUCUGUCUGAGCUUCCCCCUGCAUCCUCCUGCGCAGACGCAGGCCCACCUGCAGAGGAGCCAGGAUCUGCGCAUGCUGCCUGCCAGCAUCCCGGUGCUGUUCGUGUCGGGGACAGAGGAUGACAUGUGUGACCCGGAGCUUUUCAACGCGAUGAUGAAGGACAUGGAAGCUCCCACCGAGGUGCUCUGGCUGCAGGGAGGACGCCAUGGACUGACUGUGAGAGGCCGGUCUGAGGAAUCCAUCAUGGAUGAGGUCAACCAAAAGGUCAUCUGCUGGAUGAGAGAGAGAGUUUGAUAUUGUUGUGUUUAUUUUUUCAAUAAAAUGCUUUUAAAAUGAUUUUUUUCCUUGAAACUCCAUCAUAUUAUAACAUUGCAUUAAACAGAUCAUUCUCUAGUCAAAAGCAAUAAACCCAGAUUGAAACUUU